AUGACAAUCGACUUGGUCCCUGGAACGUCUAAACAAACCCGGAUAAGUAAGGACUUGGAGCCGUCCUUCCGAGAUGAGCUGGUAACAUUGUUGCGAUCUAAUACGGAUGUUUUCGCGUGGCAACCGAGCGACCUAACUGGCAUCGCACCUCGUACCGCUGUGCAUAGGCUCAAUCUGAAGCCUGAAUGUAAACCCAUCAAACAAAAGCGACGACACUUCGGGGCUGAAAUAGAUGAAAUCAUUAAACGAGAGGUCCAGCGACUUUUGGGCAUCAGACAUAUCCGGGAAAUUCAGUUCCCCACGUGGUUAUCUAAUGCAGUGCUGGUCCAGACAGCCAGUGGGCAGUGGCAGAUGUGCAUUGACUUCCGAGACUUGAACAAGGCAUACCCUAAGGACGACUAUCCCUUACCUCGUAUAGAUCAGCUCGUAGACGCCACAGCCGGGUGCGAAUUACUCAGCAUGAUGGAUGCCUCACAAGGAUACCAUCAGAUCCUAUUGGACGAGAAAGAUCAAUCCGCAGUCAGUUUUAUCACAGUCACCGGCACCUAUUGUUAUGUAGUAAUGCCAUUUGGUCUGAAGAACGCAGGGGCUACGUACCAAAGGUUGAUGGACAAGAUGUUCCGGGCCCAGCUCGGGCGUAACAUAGAAGUCUACGUGGACGAUAUGUUGGUUAAAAGCAAAAAGCGUUCGACACAUCUUGCCGACUUGGCCGAAACAUUUGCCACCCUUCGCCUUUAUGGGAUGAAGCUUAACCCUGAAAAAUGUGCAUUUGGGGUUAAGGCUGGAAAAUUUCUUGGAUAUGUAAUUACUCAAGAAGGCAUCAAGGUGAAUCAAGACAAGGUAGAGGCAGUACUCCGGAUGACGCCACCUCGGUCCAUUAAGGAGGUACAAUCCCUAGCAGGAAAAAUGGUGGUUUUGGCUCGCUUCAUAUCGCGAAUGGCCGAUAAAAGUUUACCUUUCUUCAAGGUCUUAAGAAAAACAGCUCAGUUCGAAUGGUCCAAUGAGUGCCAGCUCGCUUUUGAGGCAUUAAAGGUAUCACUGUCCCGCCUACCCAUCCUCAGCACCCCAGAAAGGAGUGAAACACUUUUCGUAUACUUAUCCGUGGGCGACGAAGCAGUCAGCUCGGUCAUGUUCAAAGAGGUAAAUAGCCGGCAGCUGCCGAUUUAUUAUAUUAGCAGAAUCCUAACGAGCUCGGAAACUAAAUACUCCGAAGUCGAAAAGAUUGCUUACGCAUUGGUCCUUACCACGCGACGACUUCGACCUUACUUUUUAUCGCACACUAUUGUAAUUCGCACGAGCUUGCCACUCCGUCAAACUCUGGGCCAACCGACGGCAUCUGAGCGAAUUGUCAAAUGGGCUGUUGAGUUAGGACAAUACGAGAUUCGGUAUCAGCCCCGUACUUCGGUAAAAGGACAAGCACUGGUGGACUUUAUCCGAGAAACUACCAGAAUACCUAUCGAGAAGGAAUGGAAAGUCUAUGUAGAUGGGUCCUCUACGGCGUCAGGAGCAGGAGCAGGAGUCAUAAUCAUCGAUCCCACGGGAGUGGAGCUCGAAUUCGCCAUUAAAUUACCACGAGUUUCCAAUAAUGAGGCAGAAUACGAGGCUGUCAUCCGAGGUAUGGAAAUCGCCCAAGAGCUCGGCGCCCGAGUGAUACAAGUAAAUUCCGAUCCCCAGCUUGUAAUACAUCAAAUGGAAGGGGACUACGAAAUAAAGAAUGACAGGAUGCGGAGUUAUGUAAAUAAAGUAAGGGCUGUGCAAGAAGCCUUUGAGGCCUGCACUAUUUGUCAGAUUCCGAGGAACGACAAUCAGCGAGCUGAUUUCCUCGCCAAAAUUGGGUCGUCGGUUAUCGACUGCGUUGAGAGGAAGAUAUCCAUCCUCAUCGCUCCUUCCCCAACUCCUGGAAUCAUGAUACUCGAAGAAGAAGAAAUCGAUUGGCGAACUCCUUUAUUCGCAUACUUUCGAGGAGAACGAGUUGGAAAGGCCAGAGAGCAGCACCGCUUGGCGUACAAAUCCCGACAUUUCUAUGUGCGGCACGGAAUACUAUACAAAAUAAAUUUCACCACGGUGGACGCGAGGUGUUUGGGAAAGAAAGAAGUAGAGCAUGUCCUCAACGAGGUACAUAGAGGAGGCUGCGGUGAGCAUGGGGGAGCCCGGGCGCUCGUACAGAAAUUACACCGAGCUGGAUAUUACUGGCCCGGCAUGAAGAAAGAUGCUCAUCGUUAUGUCAGACGAUGCAGGCAGUGCCAGAAGUUCGCCCCACUCAUCCAUAAACCUGGAGAGGAAAUGAUCAUCAUGAGUGCUCCAUGCCCCUUCGCACAAUGGGGGAUCGAUUUGGUAGGGCCUUUCUGCAAACGAGAGGUAGAAAGAAGUUCCUUAUUGUCGCGGUGGACUAUUUCACCAAGUGGGUUGAAGCAGAGGCCUUAUCAAAAAUAUCGGAGGAUGAAGUCAUGCACUUUAUAUGGAAGAAUAUCGGCUGCCGUUUUGGCCUACCUCAGAGCCUCGUGUCGGAUAACGGCACCCAGUUCAACGGAAAGAAGAUCCGAGCUUGGUGCGAGGAAAUGA
Messenger RNA from Erythranthe guttata (spotted monkey flower), 2562 nucleotides. Lineage: Eukaryota; Viridiplantae; Streptophyta; Magnoliopsida; Lamiales; Phrymaceae. The record is from RefSeq and is a predicted model, not a curated record.